AUGUCUACUGUACAGGCUCAUUUACUCUCUGAAAAAAACUCCUCGCAGUCUACAGUACGAUCCACAGGGUCUGAAUUGCUAGACGAUGUUUUGAAAGUAUGCCUUUGGAUUGCUCCCUGGUAUACAAGUUUAAGUACAUUGUUUUUUACAUGGUUAAUUGUUCUUUAUCCGCGACCUACUCUUGCAUGCUCUGUGUCUGCUUGGCUUUUCUGGUUUACAAGUAUGCGAAAUAUAGAUCACAAUCAAGCAUCUUCUCUUAAUACCGAAGAAGAAGAAGAAAACAAUAAGACUUCGGUUGAAAAUACUUCCGAACCGGCGAAUCCAACGACUGAAUCUGAAGAGCAAACCGUCCACAUUGACUCGGACGUGGAAGGAGAGGAAUUCGGUCAAGGAGCCCCUGGUCUUCAGCUUCUGCAAGGUAAAUGGACUCAUGGAAGAACACCAAGCACAGAAUUGCAUUCCUCAAGCGAUCCAUCAUCCCAAAAGCCCAAGAAAAAGGCACAAAGGUCUGAUAGCAUAGGUGAAGAACUUCACGAAGAAAAGGCACCGAUAACUGAAGAUGUGUUACAGAAGGCUAGCAGGCUUUCCAUCUCAAAAAUCGUAACUGAUCAUUUAAUUCGUAAAGACGAUUACCCCGUGGAAACUUCUCAAAAGAUCGAUAAAGGAUUAAUAUUUGUGAAAUCGUCAACUGGCCCCACUCUACUGGAUGCGUAUCUUGAGCCGAUUCACAAUUUGUAUCAGUAUUCACAGGCGUCCAAUACUCUGUUCUUCAGUUAUCUCCCAUUGAUUACAGCUAUAUUUAUUUUCUGUCUACCUACUCAAGCUGUGUUUAUUUUCUUGUCGUCAAUCGUGCUUGCAUGGCAUUCUCCUCCCAUGAAAGCCGUUACGCUCGCCGUUGCCCGAAUCUCUGUUUUCAGUUCACUUUCGGAAAAAUUUGUUUUUGGAAAAAUCGAAAACAAGGAGAAAGAAGAGGAAGGCUUAUUGGACGAGCCUCCGUCGAUUCCUGGGGAUGCUUCUAAAAUGGAAUCCAAAGAUGGUGCUACGACUAGUUUACUGAAAGCAUUCAAAAAAGGCACGGCCCCUACAAAACAGGAGGGCACUUCUACUGAGGGAACUGGAAAUGAAAACAUAACGGAAAAAUGUCUACAUCUAGUAGAACAUCAGCGGUACUGGGUUGGUGUUGGCUGGUUAAAUCGAACACUACCAACGGAUCACCCCAACUUUACAAGCUCAGACAGAAAUGUUCCUGUAGCAGAGCCUACCGCUCAGUUUCUUCCUCCCGAUGGAAUUGCUUGGAUUGACGACAAGUGGUCAAUUGGCCCAUGGACAUAUACGGACACGUUUUGGAGACAACCUUCUUUAACCCAGUUUAAGACGGCGUUUACAAGAUUCCGAGAAUGGAGAAGAAGGUAUCGUACUUUGCCGCAGGAAGCUGUUCCUUCUAUGUCGGAUACCAUAUCAUCUGACAAGCGAUUAGAUGAUGACCAAGCUGCCGAUUCCCGUAGUACAAACUAUACAACCGGGACUACAAAUUCUCAAUCCAAAGCAGAAGCCAACUUGAAAACUAUCAUGGAUGAGAAUGUACCUGAUCCUAAGUCCAGACCUUCAUCCAUUUCUUCUAAAAGAUGA
Schizosaccharomyces osmophilus is the source of this 1629-nucleotide messenger RNA. It is a transcript of the gene pex32, whose product is annotated as peroxin Pex32. NCBI's taxonomy places the organism in Eukaryota, Fungi, Ascomycota, Schizosaccharomycetes, Schizosaccharomycetales, Schizosaccharomycetaceae. The record is from RefSeq and is a predicted model, not a curated record. Gene Ontology annotation, cellular component: peroxisomal membrane. The transcript has a single exon. Gene Ontology annotation, biological process: peroxisome organization. Bases 1 to 1629 code for a protein of 542 amino acids.